Molecule: messenger RNA, 5042 nt
Organism: Panthera uncia (snow leopard)
Lineage: Eukaryota; Metazoa; Chordata; Mammalia; Carnivora; Felidae
Gene: AFAP1
Product: actin filament associated protein 1
Exons: 19
Coding region: 297-3011 (904 amino acids)
Cellular component (GO): cytosol
Molecular function (GO): SH3 domain binding; SH2 domain binding
Source: RefSeq, a predicted model, not a curated record
CUUUAUGAUGAGGCAGACGACAGGGGUGGAAAAGGAGACUGUAGUAUUCAUGUUAGAACUUCCGGAUUCUGGAGUUCUGUGUCCCCUCCACCCUCACGACCGCCUCGGUUGGUUGAGUGCUUUCCGGGUCCCACGCACCUGCCUCUCGCUUCAUCUCUGCGGCUACUCCGCGGGGUCGGCAUGUCCAAAUCUUGCAGGUGACAUGAGAUGAGACUCCUGGGGACUGCAGUUGUCAGCACUGUGUCGCCUCUUUUUCAGUUCUCGUGACGAGAAGAAAAGCUGGCAAUGCUUCCCAAAUGGUGAUUCACGUGAACUCGGCUUAUGGGGGUCACACCACAGUGCGUCAAAUCCUCACGUUGUAUACCUACAACCGGAUUUGUCCUCGGCGAGUGGCUCGGUGUCCUGGGAAACUGCAGGGGGACCCCGGGAGCUCUGUCCUCGCCCCUGGAGGAGGCGUGUGGAGAAGACAGUUCCGUGCAGACCUGGGCGCUCCGGCCUGGCCGUCAGGCCGCCCGGCUCCCGGUUGGGGCCUUUUAACCAAAUACUUUGUGACCUCAGCAGCAAUGGAAGAGUUAAUAGUUGAACUCCGUCUCUUUCUUGAACUCCUGGACCACGAGUACCUAACGUCAACCGUCAGGGAGAAAAAGGCGGUGAUUACCGACAUCCUGCUGAGGAUACAGUCAUCCAAAGGUUUCGAAGUGAAAGACCAUGUUCAGAAGCAAGAGACCCCCAACAGCCUGCCGGCUCCUCCCCAGAUGCCUUUGCCGGAGAUCCCUCAGCCAUGGCUGCCCCCCGACGGCGGGCCGCCACCGCUCCCGACGUCUUCUCUCCCGGAAGCUUAUUACGAGGAGGCCGUGCCCCUGAGCCCUGGGAAGGCUCCGGAAUACAUCACGUCGAAUUACGACUCGGACGCGAUGAGUAGCUCCUACGAGUCGUAUGACGAGGAGGAGGAGGACGGAAAGGGCAAGAAGGCGCGGCACCAGUGGCCGUCCGAGGAGGCCUCCAUGGACCUGGUGAAGGACGCCAAGAUCUGCGCCUUCUUGCUGAGGAAGAAGCGCUUCGGGCAGUGGAGCAAGCUUCUCUGUGUCAUCAAGGACACCAAGCUGCUGUGCUACAAGACUUCCAAGGACCAGCAGCCACAGACGGAGCUGCCGCUGCAAGGCUGCAGCGUCACGUACAUCCCGAAGGACGGCAGGAAGAAGAAGCACGAGCUGAAGAUCAGCCAGCAAGGCACCGACCCGCUGGUCCUCGCGGUGCAGAGCAAGGAGCAGGCCGAGCAGUGGCUGAAGGUGAUCCGAGAGGUCUACAGUGGCUGCAGCGGCCCAGCGGAUUCAGAGGGGCCUCCGCCCUCAAGCUCCCCGGUGCACAAGACGGAGCUGGAGAAGAAACUGUCUUCUGAGAGGCCGAGCUCCGACGGUGAGGGCGCUACCGAAAACGGAAUCACCGUGUGUAAUGGAAAAGAACAAGUUAAGAGGAAGAAAAGUUCCAAAUCAGAGACCAAGGGAACCGUGUCUAAAGUCACUGGGAAGAAGAUCACCAAGAUCAUCGGCUUGGGGAAGAAAAAGCCCUCGACGGAUGAGCAGACCUCGUCCGCGGAGGAGGACGUCCCCACGUGCGGCUAUCUCAACGUGCUCUCCAACAGCCGCUGGCGGGAGCGCUGGUGUCGGGUCAAGGACAACAAGCUCAUUUUCCACAAGGACAGGACCGACCUCAAGACCCACAUCGUUUCCAUCCCUCUGCGCGGCUGUGACGUGAUCCCUGGGUUGGACUCCAAACACCCCCUGACCUUCCGGCUGCUUCGCAAUGGACAGGAGGUGGCGGUGCUGGAGGCGUCCUCCUCAGAGGACAUGGGCAGAUGGAUCGGAAUUUUGCUGGCUGAGACGGGGUCCUCCACAGACCCCGGGGCCCUGCACUACGACUACAUCGACGUGGAGACGUCCGCGAACGUCAUCCAGACAGCCAAACAAACCUUCUGCUUCAUGAACAGGCGUGGCGUCUCCACUAACCCGUACCUGGGGAGCACCUCCAACGGCUACGCCCACCCCAGCGGCACGGCGCUGCAUUACGACGACGUCCCCUGCAUUAACGGCUCGUGGGACCCUGAAGACGGCCCUCCUGCUUCCCGUGCCAGAGGCCUGGGAGAAGAGGUGCUCUAUGAUAACGCAGUCCUGUACGAUAACUUGCCGUCUCCGAAAAUCUUUGCGCGCUACCCGCCUGCUGACAGAAAGGCUUCUAGGCCGUCUGCCGACAGACUGUCCUGUAACCAUUACAAAUACCCUCCCUCCUGCACUCAGUCUGCCACUAACACCUCUUCUCUGGGGAGGGCGUCUUCUGUCGGGCUCAGCUCCCAGCUGAAGGGUAAAAAGCCCCCCGCAGCCUCCGGUGGGGUCCCGGGGAAGGGGAAGACUCCAAGCAGUCAGCAAAAACAAGCCGACUCGGCAUCCAGCGUGAAGCGCACGCCUUCAAAUGCUGACCAGUACAAAUAUGGCAAGAACCGGGUCGAAGCCGAUGCCAAGCUGUUGCAGAGCAAGCAAGAGGAGCUGCUGAAGAGGAAGGAGACCCUGCGGAACAGGCUGGCCCAGCUCCGGAAGGAGAGGAAGGACUUGAGGGCUGCCAUCGAAGUGAAUGCUGGCAGGAAGCCGCAGGCGGUUCUGGAAGGCAAGCUGAAGCGGCUGGAGGAGGAGUGUAAGCAGAAGGAGGCCGAGCGCGUCAACCUGGAGCUGGAACUCACGGAGGUCAAGGAGAGCCUGAAGAAGGCCCUGGCCGGCGGGGUCACUCUGGGCCUGGCCAUCGAGCCCCGAUCAGGGACGUCGAGCCCACAGUCUCCAGUUUUUAGGCAUCGGACUCUGGAGAGCUCACCCAUGUCCAGCUGCGAGACCAGCGAUGCCGAGGGCCCGGUGCCGGUGAACAGCGCGGCCGUGCUGCGGAAGAGCCAGCCUACCGGGAGCUCCCCCUGCCGCGGGCACGUGCUGCGGAAGGCCAAGGAAUGGGAGCUGAAGAACGGGACGUAGAGCACGGCAGGACGCCCCGCCCGCGUGGCCGCGGCACAGGACGCGAGGGUUUGUGACCGAGCUCCGACGCCAGCGCCCACGCCCGCCCGCGCGCACUCUCGCUACUGUUCACGUCCCCCUUAAAGAGACUUCCUGGUAACACUUUGGCUUCCGCCUCCACUUGCCAAAGAGCAGAGAGGACGGGAAGGAGCCCCGUGGCGAACGGGGAGCUGCACCCCUUUCCCGGGUUCCGGGAGCGCCGGGCCCUCGCUGGUGAGCGCGGCCGGCGUGGGCAGGGGCACCGCCCUACCCGUCUGCCCAGAGGCCGGGGUCUCCGCGUCCCUCCCCACGCGCCCGUCCCCCUCGGCACUGGAGGCGGGCACGUGACACGUCUGUGCUGUGAAGCAUCUUUCCCCUUUUACCGUCUUUUUUCUGGACAAAGGCUUUCGUCACCGUGACGUGAAAAGCUGCCAUUCUUUUUAAACUUUAAAAAGAUUCUCCUUUUAUCAUGUGUUGCACUUAGCUCUAAGGGUUCUUCAGAGGUUCUGUACCAUAUUUUAUUAAUUAUUUGUACUGCUUUUGAAAGGCAGCGGAGUGUCUCUGCUGCUCACCAAUGUGUGUCCUUGUCCCCUUCCCCGCUGUCCCCGACCCUGCCUGCCACUCAGAGCCCGCAGGUGCCUCGCGGGAUUACAGUGAAACCUCCACUUACAGACGGGCCAGUCCCGUGAGAGAAGCAGGUUCUGGAAGCCGCCCGGCCACAGAACCAGAGCAUCCUCGUGCGGGACGAGAGCACGGCCCUGCCUCCCGCACGCAGACCCGGAGCGCAGGGGCACUGGGCUGCUCCCAGGCCCGCGGGCCGGGGUCGGGUCCCUGCACCCGUGUGGCGUUUCUAAGAGCCAGGUAAUCUGCUGUGUCUCCAGAGGGACCCUCUCAGGAAUCCUCAGUAAUGGGGGGUGCAGCUACCGAUGGAAUAAAAGUCGGUCACCCCAGGACCCCUCUGCAGACAGAUUCGGGGGCACGCGUCACACACGCGUGGAGGUCGUUUCCUGCACCAUGUGGAGCCGCGGCGGAGCAAGGCUUCCGUCCGCCGCGGGUUCCCCACCAAAUACGGGAACCGCAGACAAGAAGCCAUCUCCCCUGCUUUUCCCCCAGGCGCCCGCGUAGCCUGUCCUGGGCUCCGCCACGGCUCCCACCGCCCUUUCUUCUUAGGGGUCCUGAGGCUGCCUGUGACCUUAGCGAGACAGUUCACAGCAGGGAGUGUGAGCUGUGGAGGUGGGCCGAGCGGAGACACAGCUGUCGCCUGGCCUGUCCCUCAGGGCCCCCCUCACCCGUUAGCAGGUGGAGACAUAUCUCCCCAGCACCCAGCCCAUUCGACCCCCUGGGACAUCGAGGGGGAAUGCCCCCAAGACCUCAGGGCCCAUCUUCCCAGCACUGCUGUCGUCCGUGUGGGAAGCUGGACCGCCUUGCCUUCCUUCUAUGAAACUGAUUUUCUGUAAAAGCAAAAAGUGUGAUCCACCGUAGAUUUUUGCUGCCUUCCGGUCCGGUAAAAUUUCUCAGCGUAAGGCGCUGGGGCCUCUCUGCUUGACAGCCGACUUUGCCCGAGACAGCUGCCCGGUUAGGGCCAUCAGGAGGGAAAGUGUGCAGCCUGUGCGCCCGACCGUGGACAGCACAGCCGGGGAGACCCCAGGCGGUGCUAACCCUCAUCCCCAUGAGUUUGCCCAAGGACACAGCCCAUUGGAGCCAGAGCCUGGACUAGGACUCGGACCCUGGUCCUCACGCUCCUGACGAACAAAACUGGUGUCUAAAACACCAGGUUUUAAAUUCGCUUUCACAGCCACGAACCCUUUAAAGGGGCCAACAGGCUCAGGCGGGUCCUGCGUCCCGCGGAGCCACCUGUGGGGGUCGCGCGGAGAGCAAGUCUGCUGACAUUGGGCUCCUUUGCUGUGCGUUCCCCUCGACGUCUUUAGAUUUGGUCAGAAAGUUAGGUGAAGGGAUUUGCUUCAAAUUAAGUUAUUUAUUUGUAUAUGUUCAAUAAAUAGAGUUUUUAAUUUA